UCUGAAUCCUCUCAUAGGAGUGGUGGAGUUCAGCAUGGAGAGUCUGGGCCAUCAGUUCAGGGUAGAGAGGGAUCAUCUCAGAGGCAAUCCAGGGACAGCAGUAGACAGCCUCAGGCAGGCCGUGGGCAGUCUCCACAGUCAGGCUCUAGAAGACAUCCCAGAGGAAGUCCAGUUCACUCUGAAACCAGUGAGGGAGAGGAACACUCAGUAGUCUCUCACAGACACUCUGAAUCCUCUCAGGGUCAUGGAGUUCAACAUGGAGAGUCUGGGCCAUCAGUUCAGGGCAGAGAGGGGUCAUCUCAGAGGCAAUCCAGGGACAGCAGUAGACAGCCUCAGGCUAGCCGUGGGCAGUCUCCAAAGUCAGGCUCUAGAAGACAUCCCAGAGGAAGUCCAGUUCACUCUGAAUCCAGUGAGGGAGAGGAACACUCAGUAGUCUCUCACAGACACUCUGGAUCCUCUCAGGGUCAUGGAGUUCAACAUGGAGAGUCUGGGCCAGCAGUUCAUGGCAGAGAAGGAGCUCCUCAGAGGCAAUCUAGGGACAGCAGUAGACAGCCUCAGGCUGGCCAUGGACAGUCUCCACAGUCAGGCCCUGGGGGAAAUCCUAGAGGAAGUCCUGUUCACCCUGAAUCCAGUGAGGGAGAGGAACACUCAGUAGUCUCUCACAGACACUCUGAAUCCUCUCAUAGGAGUGGUGGAGUUCAGCAUGGAGAGUCUGGGCCAUCAGUUCAGGGUAGAGAGGGAUCAUCUCAGAGGCAAUCCAGGGACAGCAGUAGACAGCCUCAGGCAGGCCGUGGGCAGUCUCCACAGUCAGGCUCUAGAAGACAUCCCAGAGGAAGUCCAGUUCACUCUGAAACCAGUGAGGGAGAGGAACACUCAGUAGUCUCUCACAGACACUCUGAAUCCUCUCAGGGUCAUGGAGUUCAACAUGGAGAGUCUGGGCCAUCAGUUCAGGGCAGAGAGGGGUCAUCUCAGAGGCAAUCCAGGGACAGCAGUAGACAGCCUCAGGCUAGCCGUGGGCAGUCUCCAAAGUCAGGCUCUAGAAGACAUCCCAGAGGAAGUCCAGUUCACUCUGAAUCCAGUGAGGGAGAGGAACACUCAGUAGUCUCUCACAGACACUCUGGAUCCUCUCAGGGUCAUGGAGUUCAACAUGGAGAGUCUGGGCCAGCAGUUCAUGGCAGAGAAGGAGCUCCUCAGAGGCAAUCUAGGGACAGCAGUAGACAGCCUCAGGCUGGCCAUGGACAGUCUCCACAGUCAGGCCCUGGGGGAAAUCCUAGAGGAAGUCCUGUUCACCCUGAAUCCAGUGAGGGAGAGGAACACUCAGUAGUCUCUCACAGACACUCUGAAUCCUCUCAUAGGAGUGGUGGAGUUCAGCAUGGAGAGUCUGGGCCAUCAGUUCAGGGUAGAGAGGGAUCAUCUCAGAGGCAAUCCAGGGACAGCAGUAGACAGCCUCAGGCAGGCCGUGGGCAGUCUCCACAGUCAGGCUCUAGAAGACAUCCCAGAGGAAGUCCAGUUCACUCUGAAACCAGUGAGGGAGAGGAACACUCAGUAGUCUCUCACAGACACUCUGAAUCCUCUCAUAGGAGUGGUGGAGUUCAGCAUGGAGAGUCUGGGCCAUCAGUUCAGGGUAGAGAGGGAUCAUCUCAGAGGCAAUCCAGGGACAGCAGUAGACAGCCUCAGGCAGGCCGUGGGCAGUCUCCAAAGUCAGGCUCUAGAAGACAUCCCAGAGGAAGUCCAGUUCACUCUGAAUCCAGUGAGGGAGAGGAACACUCAGUAGUCUCUCACAGACACUCUGGAUCCUCUCAGGGUCAUGGAGUUCAACAUGGAGAGUCUGGGCCAUCAGUUCAGGGCAGAGAGGGGUCAUCUCAGCGGCAAUCCAGGGACAGCAGUAGACAACCUCAGGCAGGCCAUGGGCGGUCUCCACAAUCAAUUCCUGAGAGAAGUCCCAGAGGAAGUCCAGUUCACCCUGAAUCCAGUGAGGGAGAGGAACACUCAGUAGUCUCUCACAGACACUCUGGAUCCUCUCAGGGUCAUGGAGUUCAACAUGGAGAGUCUGGGCCAGCAGUUCACGGCAGAGAAGGAGCUCCUCAGAGGCAAUCUAGGGACAGCAGUAGACAGCCUCAGGCUGGCCAUGGACAGUCUCCACAGUCAGGCUCUAGAAGACAUCCUAGAGGAAGUCCUGUUCACCCUGAAUCCAGUGAGGGAGAGGAACACUCAGUAGUCUCUCACAGACACUCUGAAUCCUCUCAUAGGAGUGGUGGAUUUCAGCAUGGAGAGUCUGGGUCAUCAGUCCGUGGCAGAGAGGGAUCAUCUCAGAGGCAAUCCAGGGACAGCAGUAGACAGCCUCAGGCUAGCCAUGGGCAGUCUCCACAGUCAGUUCCUGGGAGAAGUGCAAGAGGAAGUCCUGUUCACCCUGAAUCCAGUGAGGGAGAGGAACACUCAGUAGUGUCUCACAGACACUCUGGUUCCUCUCAGGGUCAUGGAGUUCAACAUGGAGAGUCUGGGCCAGCAGUUCAUGGCAGAGAGGGAUCAUCUCAGAGGCAAUCCAGGGACAGCAGUAGACAGCCUCAGGCAGGCCGUGGGCAGUCUCCACAGUCAGGCUCUAGAAGACAUCCCAGAGGAAGUCCAGUUCACUCUGAAUCCAGUGAGGGAGAGGAACAUUCAGUAGUCUCUCACAGACACUCUGGAUCCUCUCAGGGUCAUGGAGUUCAACAUGGAGAGUCUGGGCCAACAGUUCAUGGCAGAGAAGGAGCUCCUCAGAGGCAAUCUAGGGACAGCAGUAGACAGCCUCAGGCUGGCCAUGGACAGUCUCCACAGUCAGGCUCUAGAAGACAUCCUAGAGGAAGUCCUGUUCACCCUGAAUCUAGUGUGGGAGAGGAACAUUCAGUAGUCUCUCACAGACACUCUGAAUCCUCUCAGGGUCAUGGAGUUCAACAUGGAGAGUCUGGGCCAUCAGUUCAGGGCAGAGAGGGGUCAUCUCAGAGGCAAUCCAGGGACAGCAGUAGACAGCCUCAGGCUAGCCCUGGGCAGUCUCCACAGUCAGGCUCUAGAAGACAUCCCAGAGGAAGUCCAGUUCACUCUGAAUCCAGUGAGGAAGAGGAACACUCAGUAGUCUCUCACAGACACUCUGGAUCCUCUCAGGGUCAUGGAGUUCAACAUGGAGAGUCUGGGCCAUCAGUUCAGGGCAGAGAGGGGUCAUCUCAGAGGCAAUCCAGGGACAGCAGUAGACAACCUCAGGCAGGCCAUGGGCGGUCUCCACAAUCAAUUCCUGAGAGAAGUCCCAGAGGAAGUCCAGUUCACCCUGAAUCCAGUGAGGGAGAGGAACACUCAGUAGUCUCUCACAGACACUCUGGAUCCUCUCAGCGCCAAGGAGUUCAACAUGGAGAGUCUGGGCCAGCAGUUCACGGCAGAGAAGGAGCUCCUCAGAGGCAAUCUAGGGACAGCAGUAGACAGCCUCAGGCUGGCCAUGGACAGUCUCCACAGUCAGGCAGUGGGGGAAAUCCUAGAGGAAGUCCUGUUCACCCUGAAUCCAGUGUGGGAGAGGAACAUUCAGUAGUCUCUCACAGACACUCUGGAUCCUCUCAGGGUCAUGGAGUUCAACAUGGAGAGUCUGGGCCAUCAGUUCAGGGCAGAGAGGGAUCAUCUCAGAGGCAAUCUAGGGACCGCAGUAGACAGCCUCAGGCUGGCAGUGGGCAGUCUCCACAGUCAGGCUCUAGAAGACAUCCCAGAGGAAGUCCUGUUCACCCUGAAUCCAGUGAGGGAGAGGAACACUCAGUAGUCUCUCACAGACACUCUAGAUCCUCUCAGGGUCAUGGAGUUCAACAUGGAGAAUCUGGGUCUCAGAGUCAAUCCAGGGACAGCAGUAGACAACCUCAGGCUGGCAAUGAGAGUUCCCCAGAGCCCGUCUCUGGGAGAAAUCCUAGAGCUGGUCCCAUUCACCCUGAGUCCAGUGAGGGAAAGGAACACUCAUUAGUUUCUCACAGACACUCUGGAUCCUUGCAGGGGAGUAGAGGUAUUCAGCAUGAAGAAUCUGGGUCAGCAGUGAAGGGUAGACAGGGAUCAUCUCCCAGGCAAUCUAGCGACAGCAGUAGACAACCUCAGACUGGCCAAGAGAGGUCACCACAGUCAAGCUCUAGCAGAAGUCCAAAAGGAAGUUCUGUUCACCCAGAGUCUAGUGAGGGUCAAGAACACUCUGUAGUUUCAAGGAGACACUCUGGUUCUACAAAAGGACAGAGAGCAUCAUCACAAGAAUUGUCUCAUUCUCGAGUUCAAGGAAGGCAGGGACCUCCUCGUGGGCACUAUGGAGAUUCUACAGAACACACUGAAAUUUCUCGUGAGCAUUCUUCCCAUUCUGGGUCUUUGACUAAUUCUAGAACACCUAGUUCCUAUGAUUACAGUAACAGUCGUUCUGUAGAAGAUUCUGGGUUCUCUCAUAGAUUCUCUGGAUCACAACAUGGAGAGUCAGGUUAUAAUUAUUCUGCAUCACAUAGUACUCAUGGGCAGUCAAGUGAUAGUCUAAGAAACCAGUCUAGCAGAGCACAUGGGCAGUCUUCAAGAAACCAUUUUCAGUCACCUAGUACUAGUCAACGUUGGAGACAUGGCAGCUAUGGCCGUGAAGACUAUGACUAUGGACAGUCAGGAUAUGGACCUUCUGGAGGCAGCAGAAGUAGCAGCCGCAAUUCUAGUCCUUUGAGGUCAGCACAUCAGGCUGGGAACACACAUGUGUCAAAAUAUAGACAGUCUUUCUCUUUGUCUCAGAAUGUAGGAUCCAAAGCAAAUGAAGCCAUGGGAGGGCUGAAGCUAAAAUAUGGAGAAUCAUACCCACAUCAUGGGCAGCCAGUUGAUUACUACAAUCUUACUGAAUCUAGUACAACUGGAAAGCUAGAGUCUAGUCAUGGACAUUCUGUAGAACAUGCAAAUGACUGUGAUGUUAAAUAUGAAUACAGUACAAAAGGAAAACAAGUAAUUACCCAAAGCCAGCCAAUUGACCAAUCUGGUUUUGGCCAUAGUCAAUAUAUAUCAUUUCAGGAACAUUCCGAAUCCAAUUCAAUUGGAAAUCAAGCUGGAUUCAGCACUAAUAAUAAGCAAGCAUAUAGCCAUGGCCAAUCAAGUGAUAGCCAGCUGUCAAGUGAAAGCAGAAAUGGAAAUCAAAAAUCUUUUCCCAGUAACUCUCUUCAGAACCUAUAUUGUAUAGGAACUGAAGAGUGUAAAUAUUUAUCAAGUGCAACCACAUCGGUUGCGGGAAGACAAGGUCAGGAGCCAGGAUCUAACCCAUCAGGGACCAUCAGAAAUAUCAGUCAGUAUGUAGAUGGCAAGAAAACAAGGGACUCUGAAUCCAGAGGUUAUCAGGAAAGGGGGGAACUAUACUCAGGUUCUGCCUAUGUAGACAGCUACACUCCACUAUAUACAUAUGUCCAACAACAAAGACACCAUUACCAUUAUUUUGAUUGAAAGGCCAGUAUAAAACAUGAUAAACCAAGAUAAAAACUAAACCAAAGAAGAAAGUACAUGCAUAGUAAGAAAAUAAGACAUUAACAUGUUUCCUUAUUUUGGAAGUAGGUGGUAUAUUCUUUCAUAGUAACUGUAUUACUUCUUUAAUGUUGCUUGCUGCAAUAUAUUUUUAUAGGACUCCACAGACUCUGACCUUCUUGGACAAAAGAAAAUAAAUUAAGUAAACAGUAUUGGAACUAUAUUCAGAAGUACAAGUUUAAAACGUUUGAUUUUGGUGUUUGUAAUUAAAAUGAACAUAUAAAACUUCUGUGAGAUAAGCAUUAUGUUUUCCACAUGCUAUUUUACUUGUUGAUUAAAAACUUAACCAAGAAGCAAAGGACACAGUUAAGGAGUCACAAUUUUCCUAGCAAUAUUAUAACCCAUCCAUGUACUGAACAAAGAAUUUGCUUGUUUCUUGGGUGGAGAGUCAGAAUAUUUUCAUCUUUUGUGUCAUCACUGGAAUCUGUAUUGCUAUUGAAUUUAUUGUCAUGAUCUCCUAGAUGGAAGAAUAAGAAAAUUGUAUUGCAUUAAAAUUUGACAAUAAAUUUUUAAUCUGAA
Messenger RNA from Mesocricetus auratus (golden hamster), 6045 nucleotides. RefSeq names its product filaggrin family member 2 (gene Flg2). The transcript has a single exon. Gene Ontology annotation, cellular component: nucleus; keratohyalin granule; cornified envelope. Gene Ontology annotation, biological process: establishment of skin barrier. The record is from RefSeq and is a predicted model, not a curated record. Lineage: Eukaryota; Metazoa; Chordata; Mammalia; Rodentia; Cricetidae. The annotation marks the transcript as partial.